Molecule: messenger RNA, 4284 nt
Organism: Colletotrichum truncatum
Lineage: Eukaryota; Fungi; Ascomycota; Sordariomycetes; Glomerellales; Glomerellaceae
Product: ankyrin repeat protein
Molecular function (GO): protein binding
Source: RefSeq, a predicted model, not a curated record
AUGACGACUGCUGGUGCCGCUAUCGGUGCCAGCCCUCUGCCACCCGCUCCGGGAAUGUCCGCCACCGUCGACUUCAACGAGUAUCUGGAUUACGACGAAGAAGGCUUCGGGGCCUCGAGUCCGUUGCCAAAUUUCGAUCUCUCCAACCCCGAUACCCUCAAACUCUUCGAGUCAUCGCAAUCAAUACACGAGACCAAGGUCCUAGAGCCGCAAACCACCCUCCUAGCCAACAGCACCGUCGCCGCAGCAUCACCAGACUCCCUCGUCGACUCAUUCCGAGACUCAUCGUCCGACUCCGCCUCCUCGAAAAGGACCGGUAGCUCCGCCUCCGGAAAGACUGGCUUGACAGUGGGCGACGUGAUGAUGACAGAUGGAGCCGAUAUCAAGCCUGACUGGGACUCCUCGGCGGCCUUCGUCGGCCGCCCUGAGGAUAGUGUCUUCCUCUUCGGCGCGAAUACCGACGCGACACUGCCCGACGGCCUCGAUUUGAACGACGACAAGUUCAUGGACGAGUCUUUCGACUUCGAGAGCGCAUCCAGCAGCCCCAACACAGCCGCCGCCGUCAACAUGGAAUCGCCAGAAAUGCCCACCAUUCACGCAAAUGGCCCACAAAAGGCUCCCGCCCUAAACAAUACCAGAACCGCAGCUCAUGGCAAGAGGAGUUCACAAUAUUCCAUUUCACAGCCCAUGAACGGACUAAAAAUGACCAACUCGAGAGAGUGCUCGCCAAUGUCUCAGAACAUGAUAACGAGCCAUGAGGCUUCCCCCUCGGCCUUCUUCACCAGCUCACCUUCGCCAAGCGCCCCCCCGGACUUUUCGAAUGCCACCAUGAACGCGAUGAACCCCAAUGGAUUUUGGCCGGCGAAACUGGACCCGACAGCGCAUCAGAUGGUGCACAACAUGUCCCUGCAACCGCAGUUUCACUCACACGAUGGCCUCCCCGUCACUAUGCCUCAGCAAAUGCCAAUAUUCACCCAGCCAAAUUACGAAUUUCUCAACCGUGGUUGCCGGUUGACGAUUCAUCCGACACCGACCAAGUCCCGCGUCGAGACGCAAAUUCCUAUCAAAAUGACUCUGUUCCCACUCCCUCCCGGCAUUAAGCGCCUACACCUUCCCACGCAUACCAUUUCGAAGCCGAAGCUGCUAGCGAAGCCGCCAGCUGAGCGUUCUCCCGACACUCUGGAACUCUACACCAUGCUAGUUUGCACUAGCGCGAUGCAAAACGAUGACAACAAGCGCAAGGCCUUCCAGCGCGCCGCAGCCGCCACCCACAGCCCUGUCAUGAACGCCCGGUCUGCUAGUGAUGACGACGACGAGGAGAACAAACCGCAAAACGGCGGCGAAGUUCGUAUCUGCGCCGGCUGCAUCACACGUGAGCGAAAGCGGGCGGCAAGGAAAAAGAUCAAGAAGGUUGAAGAGGAAGAGAUGUGGAACAGGGACGAAACGAGACGCGUGAUCGUUUUCAAUACACAGGAAAUUAAAGAGUGGCAGACGCCCAACGGCGUUGUAUCGGACUCGACAGUUACAGGACGGCCGGAGCCGGUAGCUCCUCCUGGAGCGAUGCAAGUAGACGCGCCGAUGAGGAUUGCCUGUUACUGCCGACACCACGCAGAGAAGCUGGGUUUUCAGGUUAUCUUCACCAUCAAGGACUGGCAAGACCGUGUUGUCGCACAGGAGAUGUCCCAGUCUAUCAUGAUCACCGACGACCACAAGACGCACCCGAUUCCCCAGCAGCUAAAUCCCCCGGCGACACAGAGCUCGGAAAACAACCUCGUGCCUAUGAUGAGCACGCCCUUAGACACAAGCCCCCUUAACUCAGGAGGUGCCCCUUUCCGGUUGUCACACUCUAGCUCCGAUCUGCAGAGUCUGCACCGCAACGCUGCUCCGGCCCCAUCCUUCCCUGUCUCGAACCCUCCGAACAAGAUCCCGGCCCCUACGCCUCCAACAACGGCCGCUCGCUCCUUGUCACGGCCGCCUUCUCCGAGCUCACACUCAGGCCCGAUAACAAAGAAGCGCAAGGCUAGCGGGUCAAGGGUGCCCAUCGGCAUGGCGAUGACUCGUUUGGAUACGACACCUCCGCCGUCGCAAAUGCCCGGGAACCCAAUACCUUCUGCCCCGUCUGCCUCGACAUCACCCUUCACCCCCAAUCUCACCAGCUUCCACACUCCUCCCGAUGCGGUGUUCCAAAACGGAGCUGCCUCAGGUAUGCCUCAGCCGUUCGCUACCGGACCGCCCACCCCCAACAGCAACGACCAGACAAUGUUCACCAACGCCAAUCGGUCCGCCAGUAUGGAGAACGUGGCGAUGCCCAUGUUCUCUGCGCCCGCGUCGGCCCACCAGAGCCGCGCACCAAGCCCCAACAGACUGCCGAACGGAGUGAACGCUGUGUCACAGAACCAGUUCAACGCCAUGUCGUACCUGCCCACGAACGUCGCCCCUGCACGACCGCAACCGACCAUUCACAAGAUCAUUCCCAACGAAGGACCGAAAUCCGGCGGCAUCGAAGUUACGAUUCUCGGUGCAAGCUUUUACCAGGGCCUGGAGGUAUUGUUUGGAGAUCAGAAGGCUACAACUACCACCUUCUGGGGCGAGUCUUCUCUAGUGUGCCUCUUGCCCCCCUCGCCCGUUUCUGGGCCUGUUGUGGUCACAUUCAAGCAGAGCCAAACGCAGACUGGACAGCCAUUCCCGGCCCUUUCCAAACAGAACCAGAUGUUCAAGUAUGUCGACGACGACGAGGAGAAACUCAUCCGCACGGCACUCUCGAUUCUCGGUCACAAGAUGUCGGGUCAAAUGGUUGACGUCAAGGAGCUCGCUCAGCGCAUCAUUGGCCAGGGCGACUCAAGCUGGGGAGCUGCAGGCCCUUCUGGCAACGCGGGCGCCUUCGGCGGAAGCACCUUCAACAUGAGCACUGAAUCACAGCUUCUAAAGUGCCUCGAGUUGAUUGAUCUGGAUGAUAACCCGAGAAUGUCGCGUCUGGACUUGAGGAGGUCUACGGGACAAACAAUGCUGCAUAUGGGCUGUGCCCUGGGUUACCACCGUUUCGUCGCUGGUCUGCUCGCGCGUGGUGCCAACCCGGAUCUGCGAGACAAGGGUGGCUUCACUCCGAUGCACCUGGCGGCCUUGAAUGACCACGAGUCGAUCGUUCGGAGGCUGAUGCAGGCGGGCGCUGAUCCUACGAUCCGAAGCCUUUCGGGUCUGCGGCCGGCUGAUGUUGCCCGGUCACGCAAGGUGAUUGAGCACAUUCGUCGUUGCGAACGCCAUAUUCGAUCCCGCAGCGGCGGCUCUCUGCACAGCAGAGCCAGCAGCGCCGCGUCGCUCAGAUCCCUAUGGGAUCCUCUGGGCAUGUCCAGCGAAUCCGAGUCAAUAGAUGAUGGCGAGGAGAGCCCUGAGUACUCAUCUGGGGAUUUUGAAGACGAGGAAGAAGAGGAGGACACCUGGCUCGAUAUGCGUCGUCGCUCUAGCGGCCAUGCAUUCACACCUCGUCCAGACCGGCAAGCCCUGCAGCGAGGGCACGAUGAAGUGCAACCGGGACUCGCAUCGCCCACGACCGCUAUAGCGUCGGCUGUCAGAGACCAGUUCGCUGCUCAGAUCCAGCAGUUCCAGCAAGCAAUGACGAUGCACUUCAACAAUCUACCUCAAAUGCCAGCUCUGCCGAGGAUGCCUAUGUUGCCCGACUAUCAGGCCUAUCUCCAGCAGAACCCUCUAAUGGGCAGAGUUACGUCCUUGAUGCCUGGCAUGUCUGGUUCAAGGCCCGGCUCUGCAGACGACGAAAACCCGAGACAGAUGGAUGGACGUUGGUGGGAUCUUUCGUCUUUUAGGAACAACAACAACAACUCUGCCCCGCCCCCGGCGUACGAUGAGAUCUUCCCGCAAGAGGAGCUUGACAGGAAGCAAGCGGCAGCCCUUGGCGCCGCCGCCGACGCUGCUGCCGAUAUCAAGUGUGCAUCCCUGUACGACACUCAGACAACCGAGACUGUUGAGGCAUCAUCAAGCACGGCACCAGUGCCCAGCGUACUCAAGAUUGGACGAAAGAGUGCCAUCACCAAAGAGCAGCAACAGAACUUCCUCCGAGCCCGCGAGGCCAAGUUCAAGGGAAUGCGUAGCGACAAGAAUUUGUGGUUUAUUUGGAUUCCACUCCUCACCUGUAUACUGGGUGCCAUGCUGUACAGCCGAUUCCCCCAGUACUUUACCAUGGCCUUUGCCAUGCUUCGAUCUGUUAUGAAACUCGACCAGGUCCCGAACACUGUCAGGAACGUUCAGGACCGCGUCGUCGAGGUCCUUUAA